AGAUUAAAAAGCUCUUCUCCACACCUGUCUUAUAUAUGUAAUCAAAUCAAUGUUGGUUUAGCUGUUUAACCUUAUGAAGUAUUUAAACAUAAAUGUGAUGUGAUUACAAAGUAUUAUUCGAGUCUCGUUUCAUAAUAUAAUUAAUGCUUCGUAUUUAGUGAUCUAAAGUUAAGUGGAAAUUAAACUUCGUCCGCAGGGACUGUUCAUGGUUUUUGCAUCAAUAAGUGGAGAAAAGUCAAUUGGGACGAGGUUUGACAAAUUUUUCAAAUACUGAAAAUAAAGCUUCAUUGCAAUGUUUUGUUACAAAUUCGUCUCCAUACUUGUUUUCGUAUGUUUGAUCAUCUCGCUGAUUGCAUGUUUAAUGGGCACACUUACUCAACAAUGGUGGAUUGGUGAUUUCGAAGCAAUCGUUCCACUUCAAAAUGCUACUCGCAUCCCACAUGGAUAUAAAAUGCAUUUACUGUUUGAUGUGCGAUUUGGUUUAACAGGAGUGUGUUAUCGAGUCAAACAUGCGUUGGUUCAUAAUGAUUCCUUAUCUGAACCUCUCCUAAAAGAAAUGAAGAAAUGUCCAUCAACAGAUUUGCCAGAUAAUCUUGUAUUGCGAAACAUAAUGAAGGAAAACCAAAAGCCAUUCAAGAAUACUUUUAUCUGCUUGAUAUUGUGUUUGAUAUUUAAUGUUCUCGCUCUUAUCUUCGCGUUGAUCAAGCUACCAUGUUUGGCAAUAUCUGGAAAGAGAAUGGUUCUUUUUACCACCCUCAUCCUAGCACUGAUAGCUGCUAUCGUUGGUAUGGCCGCAUUAAUAAUAUCUGAUCAGAAGAUUCACUACAACGCGUCGUUUAUGAAGUUUUUUCUUUCGUCAACACCUCAUUUAGGAGAGGAUGUCACACCAAUGGCUGCCCAGAUAUUACGUCGUGUUUUUGCAAAAGUGAAGACGACGAAUUUGUCUGAUAAUUUCGAAAAGGGAGCUUCGUUCGAUCUUGUCUGCGUCGGUGUGGCGUUUUUGUUGUUAGCCGUUAUUUUAUCACUCGUGGAGCAUUGUUGUGCAAGAAGAUCCGGCGACGACGAGUAUAAAUCCCGACUCAUUGCCGAAGGUUAUUCCUUGCCGGAUAAAAAGCAUGAUAAAUCGGUUUCUAUGUAACGCAAAUUAAAAUUUUUAUCCUAAAGAUUGUAUAAAAGAUUGUUUCUGGCCAUGUAAUUAAAUAUCGCUUUCAGUGGCAGUCCACAUGCCAGUACAUCGCAAUGUUGUUCGUGAACACCAAGAACUAUUUCACGUUCGUGCCCAUGCAACUGUAUCGAACAGAGAGUAGUAACAUUAUAAUAAAAAACUACAAUUUGUACGGUAUGGUAGUUUUCUUGUAGCAAUAUUCAGGCCAGAAAUUUUGGUUCAGGUUCAGCCGUCACUAUUCAUUUUUUUUUAUAUUCAGGGUCAGCUAUAAGCAUUCAAGUUCAGGGGUUUUUUUAUUCUGGCUCAGCUUUUUUAUUAUAUUCAGUUUCAGCAUACAUUCUCGUUCAUCAUUGUUUUUUCAUUAUCUAGUGAAACAUCAUUUUUAUUUUUUUAUAUGCUGGUUAUUAUGCGUUUAGUUCUGGGUUUUUUUAUUGAAAAUUAAGGACCUGAUCUGGUCUAGAUUA
Molecule: messenger RNA, 1629 nt
Organism: Hydractinia symbiolongicarpus
Lineage: Eukaryota; Metazoa; Cnidaria; Hydrozoa; Anthoathecata; Hydractiniidae
Exons: 4
Coding region: 293-1138 (281 amino acids)
Source: RefSeq, a predicted model, not a curated record